AAGAAAAAGAGAAAAUGUUGAUAAAAAAUUGAAAGGCAUAAUAAUAUUUUCCUCGUCAAAGUCCAAUAUUAAAGAAGUCCCCUUCUAACGCAAAUUAAACCCCCUCUCCUCACUUCUCUCUCCCUACACUUUCUCUCUCUAAAACUCACACACACCAAAACGCAAAAAAACACACACUCCUCUUGUUCAUAUAUAUUUUCGCUAAUUACCUACCUUUAAUUUUCGAGAAAGUUCCUAAUGGAUACCGCCCCGGAAUUCUACGGCCAAACAGGGUGCUACUACGGCGGCGGCGGCGCCGCCACAUUCACGACGGAGAAGCGCCUCUCUGACGCCAAAAAUGGGGACCAUUUCGUCAUUGAGGACCUUCUGAACUUCCCCACCGACGAGGGUAUGUUGUCCUCCGACGAAGGCGGAGUACUUGACGAGGCGGCAGCGGCGGCGGCGAUCACCUCCUCCGCCGUGGUUGACACCUCAUGCAACUCCUCCUUCUCCGCCGUCAAUGCUGAUCAGCCGCAUUUUCAGUACCAAUCUGCCGACUUUGCUGGGUCCCGCGGCGGCCACUUCUCCGGUGAACUUUGUGUCCCGUAUGAUGAUUUGGCUGAGCUAGAAUGGCUAUCGAAUUUUGUGGAGGAAUCGUUUUCCAGCGACGAUUUGCAGAAGCUGCACAUUAUCCAAGGAAUGAAGACCCGACCCGACCAACUUCCGGUUCCGGAUACCCACCACCAGUACCACUUCCAGCCCGAAUCAUCCCAAACGGGUCGGAUCCUCCGCCCCGAACUUUCUGCCCCCGCCAAGGCCGCCCGCAGCAAGCGCUCGCGCGCCGCGGCCCCGGGGAACUGGACUUCGCGCCUCCUCGCGGCGCCGCAAGCCAACGCCGCCGUCCCCGCCGCCUCUUCCUCGUCGGAGUCCGACGUGGCCGCGGCCAGGUCGGCCGUGUACAGCAAGAAGAAGGAAGGCCCGGAGAACUCAUCCUCCGCCGGCGGCGGCGAAGGGAGGAGGUGCGUCCACUGCGCCACCGAUAAGACGCCGCAGUGGCGGACGGGGCCGAUGGGGCCGAAGACGCUGUGCAAUGCGUGCGGGGUGAGGUACAAAUCGGGGCGGCUGGUGCCGGAGUAUCGGCCGGCGGCGAGCCCCACGUUUGUCCUGACGAAGCACUCGAAUUCUCACCGGAAAGUGGUAGAGCUGAGGCGGCAGAAAGAGCAGAUGAGAGCUCAACAGCAGCAGCAGCAGCAGCAGCAGUUUCUGCACCACCACCACCACCACCACCACCACCAUCAGAGUAUGAUGUUUGACGUAUCCAACGGCGGCGAUGAUUACUUGAUUCAUCAACAUAUCGGCCCCGAUUUCCGGCAGUUGAUUUAGCUUUUUCUUUUUUUAGAAAUGAGGUUUAGGGAAUUUUCCUAUUUUUCUUUUUUUUCUUUUUCUUUUUUUGUUUUCUACAACAUUAAUUCCUAACUUAUUGAAUUUUUGCACUGUUUUUUUUUUAUAAUGGAUUUGCCAAAAUAGGGCAAAUUAUUGAACCAAUUUUGGUUAUAUGAAGAACUUAUCAUUUCUUCUGAUUUCUCUUUGCAUUAUUAUUACGGGUAAAUUACAGUAACUGAGGUAAAGUCAAAUUACGAAAAAAUAUUUUAUGUUUAGGUAAUUAUGAAAACUUCCUUAAUUAUGAGUCUUCUUACACGUCGACCCUUAUGAUAUCGAAUUUAACAUAUGCUUUUAGAUUCUGUGGAAUAUUCUCUAAUUUGUAUUUGUUUUGUGCAAAAAA
Molecule: messenger RNA, 1762 nt
Organism: Erythranthe guttata (spotted monkey flower)
Lineage: Eukaryota; Viridiplantae; Streptophyta; Magnoliopsida; Lamiales; Phrymaceae
Product: GATA transcription factor 12
Biological process (GO): cell differentiation; positive regulation of DNA-templated transcription
Cellular component (GO): nucleus
Molecular function (GO): zinc ion binding; sequence-specific DNA binding
Source: RefSeq, a predicted model, not a curated record